GGUGUUGAUGUUCCUAUCUUAUUAAAUGGUGAAAGUGUUACACAAUACUAUGCUCCAUACUUAUCGGCAAUGCAAAUCUACACCAACAAACCACAACACACAUCUCAAAGCUUAAGAGAGAGUGAAGAUGUUGCAAGUGCUGAGGGUGAAAAAUUGUGUAAGAAAAGUGAGAGUGAUCUAUCUUCAGAGGGAAGCACUGAUGAUUGUUGUCAUAAUAAUCCAUCUGUAGAGGCCGAACCACAUGCCCACCUCUACAUCAAGUUCUGUGAUACAUGCUCCCCAUAUUGGAGAAUUCCUUUUGCAGAAAAGAUUGCUGAACUGGCAGAAGUGUAUCCUGGGCUCUUGACAUUGAAAAAUAUUGACUUGUCUCCUGCAAGCUGGAUUUCUGUUGCUUGGUAUCCUAUUUAUCAGAUCCCAACAAAGGGAAUUUGGAAGGAUCGUUUGUCAACAUGCUUUCUUACCUAUCAUAGUCUCUCACCAUCUUCGCAAGGAGGAGUGAAUCCUAAUAUGGUUGGAAAUGAUGAGAAAGGGAAGAAAAGUUUAGAAUUGGUGAAAGGAGAAGAAGGGGAGAAGUCUGAUAAGAGUGGGGAAGCUCUAUACCCCUUUGGGAUGGCGACUUAUAGAUUGGAUGAUGAGAUUUGGAUAAAUUCACAUACUUAUGAUGACUAUGAGAAAAUUAUUGACCUCUACAAUGCUGCAGAGUCUUGGUUGAAGAAACUCAACUUUUGGCAUCAUGACUUCAACUUCUUUACUUCACAGUUCAGCAUGGAAGGACUAUCCAUGUAAUUUCCCUCAGCUCAGCUCCCAUCUUUAAUUUCUGGACACCCUAUCUUUGGUUUGAAGCCAUGGUGGCUUUAAAUUAAAACAAAUAAUAAUACCCUUGAA
Messenger RNA from Ipomoea nil (Japanese morning glory), 885 nucleotides. RefSeq lists its product as uncharacterized. The coding region runs from base 70 to 786 and encodes 238 amino acids. The transcript has 5 exons. Lineage: Eukaryota; Viridiplantae; Streptophyta; Magnoliopsida; Solanales; Convolvulaceae. The record is from RefSeq and is a predicted model, not a curated record.